Oncorhynchus keta (chum salmon) is the source of this 4014-nucleotide messenger RNA. Its product is annotated as C-type lectin domain family 18 member A-like. Bases 2639 to 3100 code for a protein of 153 amino acids. The transcript has 6 exons. The record is from RefSeq and is a predicted model, not a curated record. NCBI's taxonomy places the organism in Eukaryota, Metazoa, Chordata, Actinopteri, Salmoniformes, Salmonidae.
GAGAAGAGCAGGGUAAAAGAGGGAGCCGUUUGUCCACAAGGAGUUUAGAGUACUUGGCACUAUUUACCUCAGUAGCCAUGGGGUCUCUAACGGGACCCUUGUGUCUGCUUCUGUUUUUCAUGGUGACCCUCCAGACCCCGUACCUCACCCACACGAAUAGGAUAAUCACGGAGAAACCGAGCCGCAUUGAUUCAUCUGAGAGGGUAAGAGCGCGAGUCGUCUCAGCGCUGGUCAGAGGAAAACAGAAGGGUGGCCGAUGCACGCGAUACAGUAUAUGUGAAGAAAAGGCUUGGAUUGAAGGAGCAUUUUCUGAUUGUUACACAGCACAAUAGGCUGCGCAGCGUGGUCACCCCCAUGGCCGCUAACAUGCAAAAAAUGGACUGGAGUGAGAAGCUGGUUCUACUUGCCCAGGAGAGGGCGGAGUCUUGCCACACAGACCCCUCUCCUCAGGACCAACAGCUCCGCCACAUUGGCUGGAACACCCAUCACUCAGCCCAUGCCACAACUUCAUUUGCUGAGGUCAUUGACUCAUGGUUCGAGGAAGGGAGGGACUUCAUGUACUUGAGUGAGCAAUGCAGAGAGAAUGCUACCUGCCAACACUACACACAGAGAACAAGCACUAACUGGAGGCUAAAUCUAUUCAUGGAAAAAUGAAGACUUUUAAGCAUAGGUAUUUAGGAAAUUGUAUCUGAGUUCCAGAGACCCCCAGGAACCCAUGUCGUAUGAGCUGUGGGAAGCAUGGUCGUCUGAACAUCUCCUCCUGCCAGUGUCAUUGUGGACCUAGGUUCACCGGACGAUUCUGUCAGGGUACCAGUCUAUGUGCCUGUUUACCAGUCUGACAGUCUACUACAGUCAUUAUUAUUUCUGUGUGUCUGACGAGCCAUGCUCUGCAGUGUGUGUGUUCAGGUAUCUCUGUAGGUGCAUCAUGGUCGAUAUACUGUAUGUGACUGUGUGUGUUUCAGUGCGCUGCAGUGUGAAGUGUGUGCACGGCCGCUACAAGGAAGAGGAGUGCUCCUUCAAGUGUGAUGUUGGUUAUGGGGGUGCUGAGUGUGUUGUUGGUUAUGGGGGUGCUGAGUGUGCAGGUGAGUGUGAUGUUGGUUAUGGAGGUGCUGAGUGUGCAGGUGAGUGUGAUGUUGGUUAUGGGGGUGCUGAGUGUGAUGUUGUUUAUGGAGGUGCUGAGUGUGCAGGUGAGUGUGAUGUUGGUUAUGGGGGUGCUGAGUGUGCAGGUGAGUGUGAUGUUGGUUAUGGGGGUGCUGAGUGUGUUGUUGGUUAUGGGGGUGCUGAGUGUGCAGGUGAGUGUGAUGUUGGUUAUGGGGUUGCUGAGUGUGAUGUUGGUUAUGGGGGUGCUGAAUGUGCAGGUGAGUGUGAUGUUAGUUAUGGGGGUGCUGAGUGUGCAGGUGAGUGUGAUGUUAGUUAUGGGGGUGCUGAGUGUGCAGGUGAGUGUGAUGUUAGUUAUGGGGGUGCUGAGUGUGCAGGUGAGUGUGAUGUUAGUUAUGGGGGUGCUGAGUGUGCAGGUGAGUGUGAUGUUAGUUAUGGGGGUGCUGAGUAUGCAGGUGAGUGUGUAUGUGUGUGGGAAUCAGAGUUGUGGUCAAUUCCAUUUCAAUUCCAGUCAAUUCAGGAAGUACAUUGAAACUUUACUGCAUUAAUUUAAAUGGAAUUGACCCCAACCCUGGUGGGAAUACGUUUAGGUAGCCAUUGUGAUACUGUCACACCAUUACUAUAAACCAGAAUGAACUCCUGUCAUCAUUGUAUCUAAGUCAAUGCACCCUCUCUUCUAUUAAGCUUCAGCCUGAUUAGAUUCAAUGUUUACUGUGUUAUCAAGCCAUAUGCAUCUCAGGGGUUUUUCUUGUUUGGGCAAAAGACCGUCCUCCGUCCUCUCGCCUCCAUCCUCUCACCUCGUAGAACUGGAAACCGAUAAGUGGUCAUGUCGUCGAGCAGUGUGUCAAUUUGUAAGUAGGAAGAGUGUCCUCCCCCCCUUGAUAGCCACCUUUCAUCGAGGAUACUCAUGUAUCCUACCAUGGAAGAGUUUUGAAAUCUGUCACACCCCCAUUUGAAUCAGCUUUUGUUUUGUCAGAGACUAAGAACAUGCACACAUUUAAAAACAAUAUGCUACGUAUUGUUUUAUCUAUAAAAUAUCUUCCACAACUAACUUAAUUAAUUUGGAUUAAUAUGAACGUUUUAAAAAGGAGGCGAGUGAGGACGGAGGAGAGAGGACGCAGGAGGUGAGCAAAUCGAAAUGAUAAAAGGUCAUAGUGUUUAUUGUGACCAGAAUGGACUGCGGUCUGUACACUAAGUUUGAGCCAAGAUGGAUGGUCAGUGCCUGGUGUCUCCUUUACUGAGGCCUAAUGUGUGUUGCUUAUGUUUCUGUAGAGAAGCAGCAGUUUCACUUCCACAGCUGUUUUAAUUUUAAUUUUUUAAUUUUACAAGGCAAGUCAGUUAAGAACAAAUUCUUAUUUUCAAUGACGGCCUAGGAACAGUGGGUUAACUGCCUGUUCAGGGGCAGAACGACAGAUUUGUACCUUGUCAGCUCGGGGAUUCAAACUUGCAACCUUUCGGUUACUAGUCCAACGCUCUAACCACUAGGCUACCCUGCCGCCCCAGGGUAGCCUGUGACGUGAGGAUAGAUGGAGAGUGCUUCAUGGUGUCUCCAGAGGUCAACACCUACUAUGGAGCCAAGACCCGCUGUCAGCAGCGAGGAGGGAUUCUGGCCCAGAUCCACAACCAGAAAGUUCAGGACAUCCUCGCAUUUUACCUCAGCCAGCUGGAGCCCAGCAAUGAGGUCACAGACCCUGACUUUGAGACACGCAACUUCUGGAUCGGGCUGACAUAUAAACCCCUGAAGGACUCUUUCCGCUGGGACUCAGGAGAAAUCCCCACAUACAACAGCUUCGCCUUUGGACAGCCUGACAACCAGGGCUUCGGGAACUGUGUGGAGCUGCAGGCUUCCAGCGCCUUCAACUGGAACCACCAGCGCUGUAAAACAUGCAACCGAUACAUCUGCCAGUACGGUGAGAGAACACAACUCUAUGAGAGACAGAAAGAGACAGAGGUGAAAAGAGAGGGAGGGGGAGAGAGGUGGAGAGAAACAGAGAGAUGCUGAGAUAUUCUAAUCAAGGAAAUCUGUCCUCAAAUUGCAUCCAGACUCAUUACCAUUAGAUGUAGCAUUCACUGAUAUAUCUUAAAACUCUCUAAACCUGCAGGUGGUUUAACAUUUACAUUUACAUUUAAGUCAUUUAGCAGACGCUCUUAUCCAAACACCUGUUGGACAUUGGCAUCACCAUGACAAUAUAUUAAGAGAGACUGACAGCAGCUCGUAAAAAUUCCUGACAGACAGAGCGGAGUUCAAACACUAUCGGUAGAAGUUACCAGUACACACAGAUCUAGGAUCAGCUUACUAUCCCCAAAUGCUGACCUUAAAUCAGCAUGCAAGGGAAAGAAAUCAGGACCCUAAAUCUUUACCUGGUCUCUCUGGCUGAUGGAUGCUGGAGUCAAAGUGAGUGUUCAGUAUAAAACCCAAGCAGAGAACACAUAAACACAUCACAGCCCUAACUCCUGAUCUGGGUGCAGUGUUUACCGUCUGUGUUUACGAGGGAGAGGCUGUGUGACACGGCCCACACAUUUUAAUGAUACACUCUGGAAUCAAUGGCACUCAGGGCUCCUCAUAAAGAGCCUUUUAGAGAUCGAUAUACGUCAGGCCUACAAUGGAACCAAACACACACACACAUUUCUCCCCUCUAUAAUUCACCAGAGUGAUGGAGUCAGAAUUGGAGGGUGGUAUUGUUUGUUUGGUUUUGGUUAAUUGUGUGCGUUCUAGGCAGGUGGCGAGCGCUGCAAUCUCAUAUUGAUCAUCCAGGGCCGUCCUAAUCCAGUCAGUGUUGCUGGACGUUUUUAACAGCUCACCGUUUAAAAGCUCUGAAUCUUGAUGGAAAACCAUAGGCUUGUUAGAGCGAGAAGCCUUUGUGUAGAGAAGGGUCAGUAAAGAGGAUUGGAGAGGUGUGUGUGUGUGUGUGUGUG